AUGUCUCGCUCUCCAAAACUAGAGUCGCUGUGGCUGGACGAGCCUUCCACGAGGAAGAAGGACAAGGUCCUUCGCGUCCUGCAAACCAAGAGCGCACAGAUCCUGCACUACUUUGACGUUGAGCCCGAAUUCGCCAAGAGCCGCAAAAAGUCUCCAUUGCUGAUCAGCACGCCCUUCGGCUUCAACCACAUGUCUCAUCUCAGUGACAAAGACGCCUUUGGUCUGGACAAGGCGUUCAAAGAGGCCGACCUAAGCUUGCUGCCAAAAGUGCUGAAGACGGCUCCAGAACAGUCUUUGCCGUGUCUGGCCGUAUCUUCCUUCAGAACUUCGCCCAACACGGUCGGUAACUCGGAACGAGAAUCGCGUCCCUCCUCCAGACACUUCCGAGUUAACUCCACGUCCUCUGCCUCGCAGCUUCUGAGCAGAGCCAACUCCACGUUCACCCGCUCCACCUCGAUAUCCACCCUCAGCUCCCUGGCGCCUUCCAUCCAGGAAAGCCCAAUGAGAAUGCUCAAAUGCAAUGAUCGACUGCCAUCGAUUCCUCAGGAACAGUCAGAGCCAGAUUUCUAUAGGUCUUCAGAAUCCUCGGAGAACUCUCAGUUUUCUGCCAGAAGCAACAGAGAGUCUCAAGACAGUUCUGACCAGGAAGACGUCCAUCUCCAGAAAUUCGAGUUUCCGCAGUUCUUGCAAACACCUACAGACAGAACCCCUACUAACCCACCACACAUCCGCAAAGUGCCCUCCAUCGGCUCUCCUGUCGACUCGCGCGACUCGGCUUUCACUUUCGAGCUUCUGUCAAUCCCGGAAUAUGUCCGAAACAGCGGUGUCGCGAAGAACAAAGAGCCUACUAGUGAAUACCUUCUCUCCUGUACCUUUUCGGAGGACGAGAAUGACGAAAACGAGCACAACUCGGAGUCGGAAGACACUCUUAUUGCGUUGAACGCGGCGAACAUCAGCAGGCUGUCAAGGCUGAGUGUGGCCACAGAGCUGGACUUCUCGGGCCCAUACUCAAAGACGAUUAGUCAACUCCGUCUGCCGGAAAUUGCCGACGAGGAUGUAUAUUAA
Ogataea haglerorum is the source of this 1065-nucleotide messenger RNA. RefSeq lists its product as uncharacterized. The transcript has a single exon. Bases 1 to 1065 code for a protein of 354 amino acids. Lineage: Eukaryota; Fungi; Ascomycota; Pichiomycetes; Pichiales; Pichiaceae. The record is from RefSeq and is a predicted model, not a curated record.